This is a messenger RNA of Symbiodinium pilosum, 672 nucleotides long. Lineage: Eukaryota; Dinophyceae; Suessiales; Symbiodiniaceae. The record is from the annotation of a GenBank genome assembly.
AUGGUCCAAAACUACCGUUCGAGGAAAGCCUUGAACGAGAUCGCAUACGGCUCAGGACCCCGGUUUUCGGGCAAUGCCCCACAGAAGAACAUGAUGGGAGCCCCAGCCAAAGUGCCCGGUGUAGAUUUCGCCGUCCCAUCAGAACUUGACCCAUCAAAUGCGAACGUGAUGCACAUGGUGAAGCCUCGCAGCAGCGAAGUUGCGAUACUCAUGGCUGAGCAUGCUCGCUGGGCUCAAAGAGAAGCCCUGAAGGCGCUGUACUUGGCAUCCGCGGAUUCCAACCAGGCAUUUGAAGCAGCGCGUCGUGCAAACGUGGCUGCCAUGGAGGCCUUGCGACAGCCCAGCGCAAGUUUCCCCACCUACGCAGAGCGGCCAUUGCCUGGCGAGCCCUGGCUGUCGGCAGCUCGUUGGCCGACCGACCCACCCGAUCCACUGCGGACAAUGCCACGAGGAAGCUCGCCUCCAGGCGUGCAUCUCGAGAGGCUGGCAGAGUGGUUCUGGCCUCAACUAGCCACAGCAAAGCUUGCAGAACACGGCUUAGAGUUACAACAGCAAGGAUGGGGAAGACAGCAUUGCGACCAGGAUGAUUUUUUGUGUUUGAGGUUCCGACUACACCCCAGGCCACCGGCGGCCCAGCCAGUGCCACGGCUGCACACAGAGCCUUGGGGAUGA